Messenger RNA from Solea solea (common sole), 1017 nucleotides. RefSeq names its product tubulin polyglutamylase complex subunit 2 (gene tpgs2). Lineage: Eukaryota; Metazoa; Chordata; Actinopteri; Pleuronectiformes; Soleidae. The transcript is spliced from 7 exons. The record is from RefSeq and is a predicted model, not a curated record. The coding region runs from base 133 to 1017 and encodes 294 amino acids. Gene Ontology annotation, biological process: protein polyglutamylation.
CAGGGUAAGGGCGGGUCUUUGCGUAACUCGGAUGGGAAUAACAACGGGUCGUCAGCUGGUUCAGUUUGCCAUUGAUAUUUAUUAGAGAACGCUUACACAGUUUGACACCAAGCUGUGAUUGCAGUCACCCUAAUGGAAGCCUUAAAGGAGAGCAUAGCGUUUAAAGGCGUUGCGGAGAGACUGACUCUCGGCAUUACACGAAUACUCGAAAACAUGCCAGGUGUAGUCGAUGUGCGUUUCGCAGAGAGGGAGCCCGCAGAGAAGAGGAGCCUGCUGUCAUGGGAACAGAAAAACAACUGUAUUUUGCCUGAGGACCUGCGAGAUUUCUAUCUGACCACAGACGGUUUUACUCUGACCUGGAGUGUUAAACUCGACAAUGAAUGUGUUCCGUUAGGAUGCAUGAUGGUGAACAGUGUGGCCAGACUGUGCCCGCUGCUCCAACCAGUGUCUAUUUUCUCUCUGCCUAAUGCACCCUCACUUGCUGACCUGGACUGGGACGAAAGUGACGCUCAAGACGGGUCAGAGUCAUCACCUGCUGCUCCCCAUUUUGAUUCCCGGAGCCGUAUCUUUGAACUGGAUUCGUCUGGUGGGAAUGGCAAGGUGUGCCUCAUCUACAAAAACUGCACCCCAGGGAUAGUGGCUCAACAGAGUGAAAUCUGGUUCCUUGAUCGCUCUCUGUGCUGGCAUUUCCUGACGGCAACAUUUACCUCAUAUUACCGACUCAUGAUAACCCACCUGGGCCUUCCUGAGUGGCAGUAUACCUUCACCCCAUAUGGCCCAAGCCCUCAGGCAAAGCAGUGGGCAUCCCUGUACCAGCCACUGACCCUCAGCAGUGAGCCCAGCCUGGCUGAUCCUGCAGGAGAUUCUUAUUUCAACAAGCUGGAUCCAACCAGGGCCUUCAGAGGCAAAGUCAAAGCACCCGCCCCAAAGAAGAAGCAGUCGGCACAGUGCAGCAGUGCAGGAAACAGUGCCAAGAGCCAGGGAAGCACAGGAAGACAGAGUGGGGCAAAGCGGUGA